Messenger RNA from Lycium barbarum (goji berry), 2290 nucleotides. RefSeq names its product O-fucosyltransferase 20-like. Bases 155 to 1777 code for a protein of 540 amino acids. Gene Ontology annotation, cellular component: cytoplasm. The transcript is spliced from 6 exons. The record is from RefSeq and is a predicted model, not a curated record. Lineage: Eukaryota; Viridiplantae; Streptophyta; Magnoliopsida; Solanales; Solanaceae.
GCCGUCCUCCUUUCCAGCUGCCCAUUUUCUCUCUCUACCAACUUUCCAAGAAACCUUUUAGAAAUUCAUACUCCUAUAUCAAGACUUCACAUUAGGGAGAAAAUCUUGUGUUAAUACAUUCAUUCAUACAAAGCUCUGUAUAUUUUUAGAAAGAAUGGUUGUAUCAAAGAGCAACAAGACUUCACAUCAAUCUUACAUUACAGUUCCAUCUCAGAUUAUCAAUUCACUUUCUUCUUCCGAUUUUCAAUCUCUCCUUUUAUCUCCCAAGAAAAAGACGACUCCUUCUUCUUCCUUAUCUCUAAAGCUCAGUAAUCCAAGAUUCUGGAUUUUCUUGCUUUUUCUCUUUGGUCUUGUUGGUAUGUGGCUUGGCUUUGAUCCUUCCUUGCCUUUCUCAGAAAACCCAUGUUUCAUUUCUCAAGAAAGGGCCGAAAUAUCUACUAGUAUUAGUGCUUUGAAUGAAAAAGUUAUACUGAAUGUGGGGGAAAAAGAAGGUGAUAAAAAGAGUGAGUUUUGGAAGCAACCUGAUGGGUUGGGUUAUAGGCCUUGUUUGGAUUUUAGUGGAGAUUAUAGAAAGGCAAGCAGAGAGAUUAUGAAGGAGAGGAGUAAGUAUCUGAUGGUGGUUGUUUCUGGGGGAAUGAAUCAGCAGAGAAAUCAGAUAGUUGAUGCUGUUGUUAUUGCAAGAGUUCUCGGGGCUGCUUUGGUUGUUCCUAUUUUCCAAGUCAAUCCUAUUUGGGGUGAUGAAAGUGAGUUCUCUGAUAUUUUUGACAUGGAUCAUUUCAAAAAAGUUUUGGCGAAUGACGUCCGAAUAGUUUCAUCACUUCCAUCUACACACGUGAUGACAAGGCCAGUGGAGGAGAAACGGACUCCUCUCCAUGCUUCCCCUCAAUGGAUACACUCACAUUAUACCAGAAAGCUUAGAAGGGAGGGUGUUCUUCUUUUGCGAGGUCUUGACUCAAGGCUAUCUAAGGAUUUACCAUCCGAUCUUCAAAAACUUCGUUGCAAGGCGGCUUUCCGUGCUUUGAGGUUUAACCCAUCAAUCUUAGAGCUCGGUAACAAACUUACAGAGAGGAUGAGGAGCAAGGGACCAUUUCUCGCUCUGCAUUUGCGAAUGGAGAAGGAUGUGUGGGUGAGGACUGGAUGCCUUCCUGGUUUAAGUCACGAGUAUGAUGAAAUGAUAAACAAUGAGCGGAAGCGCAGACCUGAGCUAUUAACUUCAAGGUCAAAUAUGACUUACCAUGACAGGAAAUUUGCUGGUCUCUGCCCCUUGAAUGCAUUGGAAGUUGCAAGGUUGAUCAAGGCUCUGGGAGCUCCAAAGGGUGCAAGGAUCUAUUGGGCCGGUGGCAUUUCGUUGGGCGGGAAAGAAGCCCUGCAGCCAUUGACCAAGGAAUUUCCCCAUUUCUAUAACAAAGAGGAUCUCGCUUUGCCUGGCGAGCUUGAGCCAUUUUCAAAGAAAGCAUCACUAAUGGCUGCUAUUGACUACAUAGUGUGUGAGAACAGCGACGUUUUCAUGCCAUCUCAUGGUGGAAACAUGGGCCAUGCUAUCCAGGGACACAGGACCUAUGCAGGGCACAAAAAGACUAUCACUCCUAAUAAGAGACAGAUGCUCCCACAUUUUCUUAACUCAUCUCUCAAUGAGGCAGAGUUCAACAGAAUUAUACUGGACCUGCACAAAGAUUCGUUAGGUCAGCCCGAACACAGGAAGACAGGAAGGGAUGUUACAAAGUAUCCCCUCCCAGAGUGCAUGUGCAACAGUACUACUAUCCGUUCUUCCAUGUAACUCCUUUCGUACCGCAUGCAGCUAAUCAGACAUCUUACGAUGAUUUACGAAUGGCGGACAAUGUCAAUCAGGAACUACCUGCUAGCUGCAUCUGAGGGAUUAGCCUCCCUUAAGAUAGUCUUGGAAAUUCCAAAAUCAGGCUUUCCUCCGGUGCAUCACUGUUUUUCGAAUUAAGUUCGAAGGGAUCCGGAGGUAGUAACCUUAGACGUGGGUGCAGAGGUUACUAUGAUUCAAAAGCAACAUCAUCACAGAACUUCAUAUUCCUUCGUUCUUCUUUGUUUGUAUGUCAUAUUCUUUUGAAGUUGGGGAGCUAGGCAAAGAUCAAAGGCGGAUCGAGAAUUUGAAGUUUAUGAGUUACUGCGGUGAACUCGUAGCUAACACAUUGGAUCUGCCAUUGGCAAAGAUGAAUUAUUAGUUUUGGGGUUAUUUAAUUCAAUUCAUUCUUUACACAACUAUGUAAUACCAAUCGAUGUAUAUGAAACAUGUAUACAAAUCAUACAAAUUUUGGAGGUA